AAAAAGCCUUGGCGUGAUAAUUGAUAAACACAUGCAUAUGACAUAUUGUAAAACAUGUAUAAUUACGUUUAUUCAACUCUAGUGUAAUGCGAUUUUAACUUGCGGGGAAAUAAUUUAAUUAUACUAUAAAAUUAACUACUGUUGUGCAGCAUUUAAAAAGAAUAUUAUUUCAAUUUAUACAAAUUUGUAUGUAAGCACUUAGUAAAUCAAAACAAUAUUUGUCAUGUUUACUUUUACGUCAUGUUUGUAAAGACCUUCGUCUCACAAAUAUGUAAAAGUGGCAGUAUAAAUAUUUUAUUAAAGCUUCUACUAUUUUUAUUAAGUUUUAUUCCAGGUGUAUGUGCGAUGACUACUACAAAGCGAACUCAGCCAAUCUGGUCACAGGGCAACAUUUCUGAUGUACCUCGUUUGAAGUUGUUCAACAGUUUGACAAGGAAGAAAGAAAUAUUUGUUCCAAAAAACGGUAACAAAGUAAAUUGGUAUAGCUGUGGACCUACUGUGUAUGAUGCUUCACAUAUGGGCCACGCUCGGUAAAUAUAAAUAAAAUGUAUUCAUUUUUUCAAGGUGUGUAUGAUUAUGAACUUUUCAGGAGUUACAUUACAUUUGAUAUAUUGCGUCGAGUAUUAAUGGAUUAUUUUCAUUAUGAUGUUGAAUAUGUGAUGAAUAUCACAGAUAUUGAUGACAAAAUAAUCAAACGAGCCCGACAAAUAUAUUUGUUUGAGGAGUACCUAAAGAUUGUCACUGAUAAAAAAAUGGUACAAAAAGAUAUUAUUUUAGCUCUAAACGAUUUAAAAAAAGAUAUUGAACAAAUGGAUGCUGACAAAAAGACAAUGACUUUAAAGGCUAUAGACAAAUUAUCCUCAGUUUCUAAAUUAAUCGAGAGUACAUCAUUAGAAAGUCUAAAUGUAUGUAUGUAUGAAAUUAAUAUUAUAUACCUUAAGAAUAAAGUCAAGUUUAAUUUCAGUUAAUCUUAGAUGACAUCAAAGAUCCUUUUGGUGCUUAUUUAGACAAAGUCAAUAGUGCAGAUAUUACUGACAAUAGUAUAUUUGUAGCGUUACCGAGAUUUUGGGAAACCGAUUUCCAUUCGAAUAUGACCUCUUUAAAUGUUGAGUAUAAAGUUAUUUAAUGUUACAAAGCAUAGUUUUAACCAAUAUUUUUACUUCUUUUUUUUUCAAUUUACAGAUUUUACCACCUGAUAAACUUUCUAGGGUGAGUGAAUAUAUUCCCGAAAUCAUUGAUUACAUAACAUCAAUAAUCAAAAAUGGUUAUGCUUACGAAUCUAAUGGAUCAGUGUAUUUUGAUGUUGCUGAAUUUGAUUCUAAACCUAUUCAUCAUUAUGCCAAAUUAGUUCCAGAAGCAUAUGGGGAUUCAAAAUCACUUUUAGAUGGGGAAGGUACCUAAUUACUUAAUAUUAAUUUUUUAUGCUUAUAAAUAUCUAAGAAAAUACUGGUGUUGGUACUAGUUUAAUACAGUCUAAUAAUAAUAUUAUGAUACUUACUAUCUUAUACCUACAAAAUGUAUAUAAUAGCAUUGCAGUAUUUCAGAAAGUAUUAAAAAUUUUCAAGACAUUCUUUUUUUUUAAAUAUGAGAAAAAAGCAGCUUUAUAAUAUUUUAUUACCAUUUUUUUGCCCUUAUUUUUAAAAGUGAAACAAUUAAUGAUAGGUUAAAUAAGUAGAUUAUUUGAACAUUUGUUCAUCUCUAAUAAAAAUAUAAUAUCUGUAUAGAUGGUAUACUAACUAACAGUAUAAUUAUAUAUAUAUUAAUAAGUUUAAUUUCUAAAACUUAAGGUGAUUUAUCAGUAAGUGCAGUUAAUGAAAAACAUUCACCUAAUGAUUUUGCCCUUUGGAAACGGUCUAAAAAUGGUGAGCCAUGGUGGGAAUCACCCUGGGGAAAAGGAAGACCGGGAUGGCAUAUUGAAUGUUCUGUUAUGGCUUCUUCUAUAUUAGGUCAAACAUUAGAUAUUCAUACUGGUGGCAUUGAUCUGAAAUUCCCACAUCAUGACAAUGAAAUUGCCCAAGCCGAAGUAAUUGAUAUUUUAUUGCAUUUUGAAUAAUUCUGUUUUUUUGCUAACAUAGAUAUUAUUUAUUUUAAUAGGCUUAUUACAACAACAAAGAAUGGGUUAGAUUCUUCCUGCAUUCUGGUCACUUAACUAUUUCAGGAUGUAAAAUGUCAAAGUCUCUGAAAAACUUUAUUACUAUUGAUGAUGCUCUUAAAAACAAUACAUCAAGACAACUAAGACUUGCAUUUUUACUGCAUUCAUGGAAGGAUACUCUAGAUUAUAGUGAAAGCACAAUGGAAUCAGCGAUGUCUUGUGAAAAAGUUCUCAAUGUUAGUCUAUUAUAAUGAUAAGUUUAAAAAUAAAAUGUAAAAAUGUACUAUUGUACAUAAUGUUUGUUUAAUACAAAUUAAUUAUUUAGGAAUUUUUUUUGAAUGUCAAAAGUUUAUUAAGAAGAAGAAAUGAUGUUAAAUUAGCUGUUAGUUAUUCAAAGUGGUUACCUUCUGAAAAAGAAUUAGAUAAGAAGUUCAAUUUAUGCAAAUCAAAUGUUCAUGCAGCAUUAUGUGGUAAACUUCUAAAAAUUUGAGGACAAGUCUACUUAACCCGGUUGCCCUUUUUUUUUUUUUUUUUUUUUGGAAAAAGGCCAAUUCUGUAUUAGUUGAAUUGUUUUUUUGAAAAAAUCAUUAUUAAAAUUAGUAUAGAUAAAUACUACAAAAAUAAUACUUUUUAUGCUAUAGUGCUAUCAGACAUUUUCAGAAACUAUUAUUUUAGAAGUUAUAGCGGUUUGAAGUUUGUUUGUAUGCGGAAAAAACAAUUGUAGGGAACUCGAGUGCUGCUGCACAACCCUCAUUGAACACCUUUACUUACAGGAGACAGUCUUGGGCAGUUGAGCAUGGCCAACUCGACGUGGGAUCAAGUGAACGGAAAUUAUUAAAUGAAAAAGAGAUUAGAUCAUAUUUUUACUAUUUGCUUAAGCAACAAUAAAAUAUUGUAAAUUACUAUUAUAUUACAUGCUGUCUUGUUCGAUCUACCAUUUUAAAAAUUAUAAGAACAUUUAAUUAUAUCAUUAUUUAUUUUGUCAUUGUUUAUGUGCAAACCAGUCAGCUGAUGACAGAUUAAGCAAUAAUGAAUUAUUACAACAAGACAAAAAUAUUGACAAAACCAAUGAUAAUGAAAAUAAUAAUAAUAAUAGAAAUGAUAUGGAUCAUUAACUAUUAACGCCCAGUUGGCUAUGCUGAAUUGGCUGUACCUAGUUGGCAGUGCCUAUUUGUCCCAUUCUGUACGAGAGAAGGUUGCUAGCAGAUCUAACAUACAUUUCCAAACUGAUACUAUAACAAGAAGGAUAGUGUUUUAAAUGUAAACCUAAACCUAACUAUGUGAGACCAGACCUUCAGCAAACUCCAUUCGCAGGCUCGUGUUGGACUUGUAAAAACAACCAACUUCAAAUAGCUAUAAUUUCUUUAAUCUUUAACAAUGAUUUCCAUAAACAAAUUUAAAUAUAUUCAGAAUCAGUGUCAAAAAACAUGCCUUUUCAAAAAAAAAAAAAAAAAAUAGCUUCAGUAAAGUAGACUUAUAUAAUUAACUUGGUAAUUUGUAUAAAUAAACAUUUUGUUUAGAUAAUGUUGAUACUAAGGCAGCAUUAGAAGCAAUAAAAGAAUGUAUAUUUGCCUGUAACAUAUAUUUAAGAGACUGCAGUUCUGCUGAUGUAAAUCAUUAUUUAUUGCUAAACAUUGCUAAAUAUAUUACUGGAAUAUUAAAAAUAUUUGGUAUUCAAACUGCUAAUGAAAUUGGUUUCCCAGUAUCUGAACAGAGUUCUUCUAAUGAUGUAAUAUAUUUAUAAAUUGUUAAUAAACUAUUAAUACAAUUAAAUAUAAUAUAUUUAACAAAAAUGUAUGUAAACAAAAUUUUUUUUAGGUUGAGACCAUUAUUACCCCAUAUCUGAACAUUUUAUCAGAUUUUCGUGAUUCAGUACGUUCUAUUGCUCGCACAAAUGGUUCUAAAGAUAUAUUAAUCUUGUGUGAUUAUCUCCGGGAUGAAAUCUUACCUGAAAAUGGUGUACGACUAGAAGAUGCUGAUGGGAAGCCUACUGCAAUCAAAUUUGUAGGAAGAGAAGCAAUUUUACGUGAGAAAAGGGCAAAAGCAAAAACUGAAGCAGAUAAACUUGCUGAAAAGGAAAAAAAGAAAAUGGAACUGGAACAGGCACGUGCCAAAAAGGAAGAACUUAAAAAAAUACAUCCUAAAGAUUUGUUUAAAUUAGAAACCGAAAAAUACUUAGAAUUUGAUGAAAAUGUAAAUUACAUUUAAUAUUCUACUUUAGUUUAACAAAUUUUAUAUUUAAACUAUUUUUUUUAUAUAGGGAUUACCAACAGUUGAUAUUCAAGGUAACAAAAUAAGUAAAGGAUUGACCAAGAAGUUACAAAAAAUUCAAUUGACUCAUGCUACACAGUAUAAUGAAUAUUUAAAAAGUAUAGACAAAAUUUAAUUUAUUUAAUAUAAAAAUAAAAGUUUAAAUUUUAUAUUGUGUUACAUUUAUAUUAAAAUUAAAAUGUAAUGAUCCACAUUUCAUCUAUUUAUUCAAAUUUUAAAUGUCUCGUGUCUUAAAGGUUAAAAAUCAUUUCUUUGUUUAUUCGUUUCUAUACUUUUUGGACACAUAUAUAGACAAUUAUUAAAUUAAGUAUUAUUUUACAUUAAUGGUGACAGUAUUAUAACUGAAACACAAAGUAUGUACUAAUUUUAUAAUUAAUGUAUUAAUAUUUUUUUUAUAAAUAAUAAUUUAUUAAAUUAAAAAAAAAUAUGUAAAAAAAUAAAAAUAAUUCUUCUGAGCC
This is a messenger RNA of Cinara cedri, 4821 nucleotides long. NCBI's taxonomy places the organism in Eukaryota, Metazoa, Arthropoda, Insecta, Hemiptera, Aphididae. The record is from the annotation of a GenBank genome assembly.